Molecule: messenger RNA, 1740 nt
Organism: Apiotrichum porosum
Lineage: Eukaryota; Fungi; Basidiomycota; Tremellomycetes; Trichosporonales; Trichosporonaceae
Exons: 7
Coding region: 1-1740 (579 amino acids)
Biological process (GO): carbohydrate transport; transmembrane transport
Cellular component (GO): membrane
Molecular function (GO): carbohydrate:proton symporter activity
Source: RefSeq, a predicted model, not a curated record
AUGUCGUUGUCAGACGAAAAGACCUCCAGCAAGGGCGAGCACGAACACCAAGACUUCGAGUUUAACCGCCACGACGUGGCUGGUGUCGAAUAUGCUGGUAUCCUCGGCAUCUUCAAGAGCCCAAAGAUUCUCGGAAUCACCUCCCUGGCUACGCUCUGUGGAUUCCUGUUCGGUUACGACCAAGGUGUUGUCGGCAAUGUCCUUGUACUCCAGCGCUUCGGUGCCGACUUCCCACGAGUCUACAUGGACGCCAGCAUCAAGGGAUGGUUCGUCUCCACCCUCCUCCUUGGCGCGUGGCUGGGCGCUCUCAUUUCCGGUCCCAUCUGCGACCGUAUCGGCCGUAAGAGGGACAUCCAGUACCAGACGAUCCUCUUCGUCAUUGGAUCCGCACUGCAGACCGGCGCUGUGAGCGAGGCCUACUUGUUCGCUGGACGCUUCAUCGCCGGCCUUUCCAUCGGCUCUUUGACCCACAUCGCCCCCAUGUACAUUGCCGAGCUGUCCCCGGCCAAUUUGCGUGGCGCUCUGGUGGCCCUGCAGCAGUUGUCCAUCACUCUUGGUAUUCUCUUUAGCUAUUGGAUCGCUUACGGGACAUCGCACAUUGGUGGAAUUCGUUGCGCUCCGGACGUUCCCUACACCGGUCCGAUCUCCAACGGCGAGGCCACCUUUGACGCCUACAACGACGUUCCUGCUGGAGGAUGCACCGGCCAGUCCGAGGCAGCGUGGCGCAUUCCCGUUGGACUCCAGAUUCUUCCCGGUAUCAUCCUCGGCCUCGGCAUGUUCUUCAUGCCCUACUCGCCCCGUUGGCUCGUCGAGGUCGGCCGCGAUGAGGAGGCUCAGCAGACUCUCGCCUGGCUCCGUUCCAAGCCCGUCAACUCUCCUCUCGUCAUCCAUGAGUUCAUCGAGAUCAAGGCCGAGAUUGUGACUGCUCGCGAGAUCCGUGAGGCUCACGCCGUUGGCAAGAGUGGUUUCGCCAAGGUUCUCCAGCCUUACAAGGAGCUUUUUUCGUCCAAGUCAAACUUCCACCGACUCUUCAUGGGAUGUGUUGUCAUGUUCUACCAACAGUUUAUCGGUUGUAACGCCAUAAUUUAUUACGCACCCACCAUCUUCGCUCAACUCGGAAUGGACCCCAAUACCACGUCGCUGUUGGCCACCGGAAUCUACGGUGUCGUUAACACGUUGUCCACCUUGCCCGCCGUCUUCUUCCUUGACCGCAUUGGCCGUCGCCCUCUUUUGAUGAUGGGAGCUGUCGGUUGCUGCUUCUCUCUCGUUGUCGUUGGCUCUCUCAUCGCUGCCUUCGGCAAGGACUGGCCCAACCACAAGGCAGCCGGUAACGCGGCGAUCGCGUUUGUCUUCGUUUACGACUUCUGGUUCUCCUUGAGCUGGGCUCCUAUCGGAUGGGUCCUCCCCAGCGAGAUCUUCAACUUGGCGACCAGGAGUACAGGUGUUUCGAUCACUACCAGCACUACCUGGAUGUCCAACUUCAUCAUUGGUGUCGUCAGUCCCCUCAUGCUCGAGAACAUUCCCAACGGAGGAACGUACUUCUUCUUUGCCGGCUUUGCCAUUCUUGGUUUCUUCACUGUCUAUUUCCUUCUGCCUGAGACCCGUCUCAAGACCCUCGAGGAGAUGGACGAGGUCUUUGGCCAACAGACUUCGAUCCAAGACAAGGAGGUAGCUGAGCGCGUCUGGAGGAACGUUUCACAGGCAGAGACGACCAAGCUGUCGUCCGCCCAAGUCGCCUGA